AUGAGAAUCCACAGCCUUGUCCUGCUCUCCUUCCUUCUCCUGGCUGCUCAGGUGCUCUCUGAAAAGGUCAGAAAGAGAGCCAAGAAUGCACCACAUAGCACAGGCGAGGAGGGGACAUCUGCCUCCUUGGGCAAGGCCCAGAAUAAGCAGAGAAGCAGGACAUCCAAGUCUAUGACCCACGGCAAAUUUGUCACCAAAGACCAAGCCACGUGCAGAUGGGCUGUGACUGAGGAGGAGCUGGGUGUCAGCCUGAAGGUCCAGUGCACUCAAGCCAAUCAGGAGAUUUCCUGUGUUUUCGUUGGUGAUCCAACAGGCUGCCUUAAACACGACCAAGAACAGACCUACUGGAAACAAGUUGCCCGUGCUCUGCGCAAACAGAAGAACAUCUGUGGGAACUCCAAGAGUGUCCUGAAGACCAGAGUGUGCAGAAAGAAAUUUCCAGAGUCUAACCUCAAGCUGGUAAACCCCAAUGCACAUGGGAACAUGAAUCCCAGAAAGGAGAAAGCUGAGGUCUCCCCAAGGGAGCACAGCAAGGUCCAAGAAGCUUCCUCCAUGGAGCCAAACAAGGUCAAAGAGGACACCUCCCCCAGUCCAGCUGUGACCCAGACCUCGGCCAUCAAACACAGAGAGUGUCAGGAGGACCCAGAUGUGCUCAUGCAGAGGAAGACCGCCCUGGAAUUCUGUGGCGAAUCUUGGAGCUCCCUCUGCACAUUCUUCCUUAACAUGUUACAGUCCACAUCAUGCUAA
Messenger RNA from Psammomys obesus (fat sand rat), 747 nucleotides. It is a transcript of the gene Fgfbp1, whose product is annotated as fibroblast growth factor binding protein 1. Bases 1 to 747 code for a protein of 248 amino acids. Gene Ontology annotation, molecular function: growth factor binding. Gene Ontology annotation, biological process: cell-cell signaling. NCBI's taxonomy places the organism in Eukaryota, Metazoa, Chordata, Mammalia, Rodentia, Muridae. The transcript has a single exon. The record is from RefSeq and is a predicted model, not a curated record.